Messenger RNA from Drosophila ananassae, 1215 nucleotides. RefSeq lists its product as uncharacterized. NCBI's taxonomy places the organism in Eukaryota, Metazoa, Arthropoda, Insecta, Diptera, Drosophilidae. The transcript has 2 exons. The annotation marks the transcript as partial. The record is from RefSeq and is a predicted model, not a curated record. Gene Ontology annotation, molecular function: catalytic activity.
GCAAAAAAGAGCCUUAACAUUUUCUUGCUACCAAAUUUCAGCAAUGAAGAUCAUGUAGCCGCAUCGAUAGAAGGCCAAGGCGGCCAUCUAAGAAUAUGCUCCGCAUAUAUGGGUCAUGACCAAACAAGACCCCCACCGCACUCGCUACUUAGGCGGCUAGUGGAAGACAGCGAGAGGAGAAAAAUCGACCUACUAAUAGGAUGCGAUGCCAACGCUCAUCAUAGUCAGUGGGGAAGCACGGACACAAAUGAGAGUGGUGAGUCAAUCUUCGAUUUUAUCCUCAGCUCUAAGCUUCUAGUGGGUAACAGAGGUUCAGAACCCACCUUCGUCGUCAAGAACAGGAGAGAGGUUCUUGACAUAACACUAUUCUCGAACUCCCUGGCUGAUGCAAUCACCAGAUGGAGAGUCCUAGACAAACACUCCUUUUCAGAUCACCGCUACAUUGAGGUAGUCGUAAAUUUUGUAAACGUCACCAAGCAAGCAGUUCGAAACCCUAGGAAGGCAAACUGGGAGCUCUAUAAAAAGAUACUCGAGAGAUCCCUAGGUGAACCACCUUCAGAGACUAUCGAGUCCUACGAGGGCCUUAACGCCAUGGCCUAUAAAGCUGAACUCAGGCGGUAUAACAAAGAAUUGCGUAAGGCAAAGAGGGUUGCCUGGGCCAAUUUCUGCCCCAAUAUCCAGGAGACAUCAGAGGCCGCCCGCCUAAGAAAGAUUCUCUCUACUACAGCCCCCAUCGUAGGCUAUAUUAAGAACACGGAUGGGCAGUGGACAACCUCAAGCCAGGAAUCCCUGGAGACCCAUGUUAAUGCACACUUCCCGGGUUGCUCAUCGGAAGAAACAACCCAGGUGAUGCAUAGCCAGGGCCAUCAGGGCCUACUCAACUACCUACUUAGUGACAGAAAUCUUAAGUGGGCAAUAGAAAGCUUUAAACCCUUCAAAUCUCCGGGCCCACACGGUAUUAUACCGGCUCAGUUAUCCAGGGCCGGUAUUAACCUAAGGAAAUGGAUCAAGAAAAUCUUCAGUACAGUCUUCACUACUGGUAUGGUACCAAAGGCAUGGCUGUGCACGAAGGUUGUAUUCAUACCCAAGGCGGGCAAACCAUCCCACUGCACCCCUAAGGACUACAGACCUAUAAGUCUUUCAUCCUUCCUCCUUAAGACUAUGGAAAGACUCCUGAGUCUCCAUCUCCAACUAACCAUUAACCCAAGGGACAUC